Molecule: messenger RNA, 3837 nt
Organism: Caenorhabditis briggsae
Lineage: Eukaryota; Metazoa; Nematoda; Chromadorea; Rhabditida; Rhabditidae
Exons: 21
Coding region: 1-3837 (1278 amino acids)
Source: RefSeq, a predicted model, not a curated record
AUGUCAAUUUAUCAGAAAAGAUGGUCAUCCGUAGGAAGUGGAGCGUCGCCUUCUUCUUCAAUUACUAGAAACACUCCAACAGCCACAAAUGUUCUUAACAGUGGAGUUGAGCCCUCGACAGUUGGAACCAGCUGGAACUCAGUAAGAUGGAACAAACCAUCGACAUCCUACCGAGCCAGUCUGGCAUCUCGUUUUGAGAACAAUUCCUCCACAAGCAAUUCAAGUUACACACCACAGAGGUCGUCGAGAUUCCUCAGCUCUGCUGCGAAGAAUGCAGCCGAUGUUGCCAGCAUUGGACCAUCGGUAAGUGCAAGAGCCUCACGAUUCGAUACGACUAAUAUGGAAAAUAAGGAAAAGUAUAGGAACGAAGCAAGAGAACUCAUCACUAAGUGGUCGAGUCGGGAGAGGAACAGCAAUAUUGCCAACACAUAUCGAUCUCCCGCUCCGAGAAGCACAUUUAGAUCAACUGAUUCUUUAUCAGCAUCCGGACCAACACCAGCAUCUACUUAUUCUAAUACAGCUUAUCGAACAUCAACUUCACUGACACCAACCCGUCCAGUAGCUGCUCCACCAACCACAGCUUCCAGAUACUCAUCUGAAAGAGCCAGUUUAUUAUCUCCAUCUCCUACACCUAUUUUACAUACGACGCCGAAAGCGGAACGUCCGUGGCGGCAACGAAUGGCCGAGUCGUCACGAAUCCGUUCGACUCUCGGCGACGACGUGAGUGAGGCGUACACAGCUCGGCGAGCUCGGCAUGCUUCAUCACGACGAAGCUCGUUGUCACAAGACGAACUGUCUUCUUACGAGCCAACUCGUGUGCCUAGUUAUAGCUCAUUAGUGCAACAACCCUAUUCGGUUAGUGUGCCGUUUCUAGAAUCUUCCAUCCAGAAUAACAUGUCUUCAAUUGAAUCUAGCCGUUAUGUGUACCCAAAUGAAAUGCUUCAAUUUCAGUAUCGAUCACGACAAAGCUCAGUGGAAAGUUCAGUGUUUUCUCCAUCAACAAGAUUCACGAACGCUUCAUCCUAUGUACCGUACUCUUACCGGAACAGAAGCGAUGAUCCGCCAACGAUUCGAUCGAGUAUUUUAGAUCGAAGCACGUCUAGAUCGAAAUCUCCAAAACGGGAUAGUUUACCAUCACGGACACCAUCGAUUGCUCCAAAGAAUCCGUCUAUUCGAGAGUCAUCAAAAGAAAGAGAUUCAGAGAAGCAGAAAAAGAAGAGUGUAAAAGAAAGAACUGCACGUCGAAACUCUCGACAAAACAGUCAGCAAGACAGCUCGUCAGAUGAAGAAAUCAACAAAUUAAUGAGAAGUAGAUCGGGCUCACAAGUCAGAAGAAAACCGAAGAAGAAGAGCCAGAUGGAGACGGAGAAAUUGAUUGUUGUAGAUCAAAAAGAUACUUUGAUGAACCGAUCAAUGCAAUCCUCGUUAUACGAGACAGGAGCCGAAGAUUCAGCACUAAUUCAAUCCCUUACUUCUCAAAUAAAUGAAUCUUUGACGGCUUUGGCAGUCGCAGCCGAGAGCGAAGGGUUCCAAUCUUGUGCGGCUUCUCCGCUGGCACCUUCGAUUUCCAGAAGUAGUUCCAAGAACGGAGUGGUUAAGAAUCAAAUCAUCAGUUUGUUAUUUUCCAUAGUUGCAGUACUGCAUAUUCACUUUUUUCAGGAUCACCAUCACUCAUUGAAGUGCUCGGAUUGCCACGUAGUGAUUCAAAGACAAUACCGGAUAGAAUUGGACGAAGAAACGCACGAUGGUCAACUAACAAACGAUGAUUUUGAGGUGUCCGAAUCCUCACGAAUUGAUGAUGAGUCUCAGUACAGUGCCGUUGCUCAUUUUAAACCUAAUAAGGUGAAACGAUUGGCGCCUGUGCCAGGAUUGUGGAAGUCGGGAGCUGAGAACGAAGAGUUCAUUUCGCGAAAUAAACGAUUCGCAAAGUCGGUAUCACCUAGUGUAGAAAGUUGCAUGCGUUUAGAAAAUCCACGAGGUGAAGCGGAGAAAAUAUUUGCAUUGAAACGACUGGAGAAACUGUCAAAAACAAUCAAGGCACCGGAAAAGAAGAAGCCAGUUGUACUGAAAACAAAAGUUGAGCCAAAGCCUGAACCAGUGAAACCAGUUGAGAAGAAAGCGGCAAUCGCUCCGAAAGUGGAAAAGGAGAAACCAAAAGAAGUGCAGAAGCCAGCAUCACCAGCAACAACUAAAAAAGCAGCUGUUCAGAUUCCUGAAAAACAGAAAGAGGUUGCGAAACCUAUUGCUCCACCUACUCUAGCUAAACCUAAAGCAGAUGCUGCAGUUGUGGCAAAACCAAAAACUACUCCACAGACUCCUGAAACUCCUCCAAGUCCCAAAACUCAAACCGUUCCGAAAGCGGGUGAAAAACCAAAAGAAACGAUUCCAGAGAAGCCAAAACCGUCUGCAAGCCCUCUGAGUGCGAAAAAUACAGUUCAAAAAGUGGAUGAAAAGACAAAAGAGCCCGUUAAAUCUCCAACAACGGUUAAACCAAAAGCUUCUCCAGUUGUUGCUACCGAGGAAACUCCAAAAGCAACAGCAGUAAAGCCAACGCGGGAGAAAGUUUCAAAACCAAUAGAAAACAAGGAACCAGAGAAAGUGAAGAUCCAAACUGUUACGGAACCGCAAAAAUCGGAAGCAGAGAAACCAGUUGCUCCUGUUACGGUACCAGUUGUAGAGAAACCGAAAGAAGCACCGAAAGAAAUUGUUGCACCAGUACCAGGGAUUGAAAAGAAAAAAGCUUUGCUCAAAAAGAAGAAGAUAAUUCCAUUGGAGGACGAGAAGAAAAAAGUAGAAGAAGUGGAGCAAAAACCAAAAGUUUUGAGUGAACAAAAGAUUGAAAUAUCAAAAGUAUUCUCGAAGAAAUCAUGGGGAUCGCAGAAAACGGAAAAGGUUCUGAAGAGCAGAAACAAUGGAAAGGGAAUUUCAAUGCGAUGCAAAUCUGCUGGAAACGAAAUCCUGGAUUGGACAGAAAUGUAUCGAAGAAAACCACAAGAGGAACGAGCAACGAAUCAGCAAUCAUUCUGUUUGCAGGUGUUGGUUGAUACACCUAUUCUGGAUGUCAAUUACAGUACUGUCAAAAUUUCACUUCGAGAGAAACGAAAACGAGUUGAGAAACCUGUUGACGUCGCCGUCUCCGCACCGCUUCCUCCUUCUCUUCCGGCAGUCAUUCCAUUCGAAUCUGAAAAUAUGUCUCGUUCUGUAUCAGUUGCUUCUCGUGCUUCUGAUACAAGAGCUUCAAUUAUUCUUGACGAAAUGAGAGGAACCGAAGCAGCAGUUGAAUGGACCCGUGAUCUGGAUGAUGAUGAUGAUGAUUUGGUUGAUUACAAUGGAAUUCUUGUUCUUCCUGACAAGUCGAUUCUGGAACAGUACAUCUCACGAAAACGAGGGAAAAUCGAUCGUUAUCGAGGCCUCAGGCCAUCUUCAAUGUGCUCUUACGCAUCGAGUAGUUGUGCUUCUCCAUGCCCGUCUACAGUAUCCGAACUUUGUCUUCCAUCUUCAGUGCUGGUACAUGAGCCUAGACGACGUGCCCAAUAUAGUGCUGAGCCAAUGGACCAUUGUGUGACUCCAGUUUCAUUGAAUUCAACUCCACGUGGAUUCACUACAAAGAAAGAGCCUCCACCGGUCAUUAAACCAGUUCCAUUCGAAGCUCCAAAGACAUUAUUCGAGAAGAUGAUUCAAGAUCAAGCAAAUCGAAAUCGAACGACGGCGGCAAACUCGGAGAGGGGCUCUUUUUCUUCUUCUUCUAAGAGCCAAGAGCCAGGCAACAAGCCGGCUCAUACACUAACGAAUAGCCGCGACAAGUACGUGUGCUCUCACGAGCAUCAAACGUUUUAA